Messenger RNA from Musca vetustissima, 3510 nucleotides. RefSeq lists its product as uncharacterized. The transcript is spliced from 9 exons. The coding region runs from base 1 to 3507 and encodes 1168 amino acids. Gene Ontology annotation, biological process: tRNA methylation. NCBI's taxonomy places the organism in Eukaryota, Metazoa, Arthropoda, Insecta, Diptera, Muscidae. Gene Ontology annotation, molecular function: RNA binding; tRNA (guanine) methyltransferase activity. The record is from RefSeq and is a predicted model, not a curated record.
AUGAGCGCUACUGAAAUAUCAAAUAAUUCAACAAAUAGUGAAAGCAAGUGUCUGGAUGCGGAUUUAAAUAUGAAUGGAUUGUCACUUCCAAUGUCUGUUCCCAUCGAUGGUCUCUUCGAAAAGCUGGAAAAGAACUUCGAAUCAUAUCGAAACAUUUCAAAUCUAAAGACAAUAUUGCAUUUUAUACACUUCAAUCUUUGCCGCUAUGUUCGCCAAGACUAUAUCAAUUGUGAUGUUGGCCUCAGACUUGAUGCUUUCUAUGAAGAUCAUAAGGAAACGGAACAAGACUUGAUGAUAGUGAUACAGAUAAUUCAUCAGGUUCUAUAUUCAUUAAAUAUACGUGAUAGUAAAGAAAUUACAAUUAAUUCCAAGGUCUUCGCAAUGUUAGCAAACCAUUUGCCAAGAGUAGCUGACAGAAAAUUGGUUGCCAAUAUUAUAGCAUGCAUUCGAUUAUAUAUUAAGGCCUCCGCAGAUAAUACCGAUUUAAUAAAAACCAUUUUAACAAAUCUACUGGAAUGUUUAAAAACCAUCACCGUUCAGAGAAAAAUUCAUGUCGAUAUACUAAUGCAACUAUUUGAUGAUUUUUGUAGCAUUCGACCGGAUUUAUAUUGCGAUCCCGUCGUGGUAUCUACAACACAGUCCCUAUUAGAGUCUAGCCAAAGAGAAGAUCGUAAAUGUGGCUACUAUUUACUGAAGAAAAUAAUCAAUUCGCUUUUGAUGGUAUCACAAAAUGAAAAUAAUGCAUUAAUUUCUUCGGAACACCGGCAGAAAAUUGAACGAUUCUGGGUAACGUACGUAACCAUAUUAGAAAAUUUAGAAGAGAAUCAGUCGCAUUUGAUAUUGCCAUCCCUGGAUAAUUUGGGCGAUUUAGUUAGCAGCAAAGUAGUACCAUCAUCAUGGAUGGAUAUAUUGUUUGUCAGAAUUCUAACCCAUAAAAAUAGUUUGGUUAUACGAUGGUCUAUCGAGUACUUUUUAAAUGCCUUUACCUGUUGCGAACUGAAUGUUGAAGUGUUGAGACAACUUCUGGAUGCUUGUAAUUCCAAUAUGCUGUAUAACUGUGAAGGUUAUUUUAUAAGCCGGGAAUAUUUUAUGAAAUUUUUUCAAGGAGAUUUAACCAGCCUCUUUGAAGUAAUUGGUGACAUAAAUUGGAAAUCCGUACCCAUGCACAACAUAUUGACAAUUUUAGCGGAAAACACAAACAUUACCCCCAAAGUUGUAACUUAUGAUCAUGUUAUAAAAAUUGCCUCUAGAGUACGUGCCCUACAAGAUUAUCAGAUACGACAAACGACAUUGUUGAUGGCAAAUAAGAUUUUUGAGAAAAUUAUAGAGGACAUGACAUUAAGGGAGUACGUGAAUUAUGUCGAAACUCUUUGCAACGCCACCGAUCACUAUGGCGUUUUUAAAAAUUUAUAUUCCAAAGUGAAUACUUUGGAGGACAACGAAACUGCUAAUUUGUUUAUGGGACGUUUCUAUGAAAUACUAGUCUCAAAUAUUGAGUACACAAAUUAUGAUGACUUCGUGGCAUUUUUCAACAAACUGCCUGUUGCGCUGCAUGGUUGGCUAAAAUACUUACCAUUCCAUUUUAACUUUUGCAGUAUGAACAAAUUACAAGAAUUCUCCAAGUUAUAUAACAUAAAGAUCGAGGAAUACAUGUACUGCCGCGAUACAAGCGAUAGAAACGAAUAUGAUCAACAACUUCUUUCGGCAAUAGCAUUUUAUGUCCAUAACUUAAAGACUUUUGACGAUGUAAACGAAGAUACGUUCAGAAUUAUUUUCAAUCAUGAGCUAACAGAGAAAAUAAUUCAAAGCAUUUGUUCUCUCCUGGAUGCAACUAAGAAAAUAUUAAGCCAUUGGGUCAUAACUAGUUUAGUUGAUCAAAUGGCAGCAUUUAAAGAAAUAGACUACGCGUCAGAAUUGAAGGUACAUAAAUAUUUGGAGAAGAAUAAAUUGUGUGAAGAAUAUGUGAUGUACUUUCUUGAUAAGCGUCCUACUCUAUUAUACACUUGUCAGCUCAACCUGCUGUACAAUCCUAAGUUUGGGAUGUGGAAUUAUGGCUGUGAUGAUGUUAAGAAGGGCGACUCCAGAAUUGAAGAAUCCUACCGAGAGAGAUAUUUUGGAAGACCCAACAAUAUAAUGAGAAAUCUCUGGUUACAUCAAUUAUCCUCGUUUGGCGAUGCCAACUACCUUUUACACUUGGUAGAACACCACAAGGCGAUUUCCAAAAAGAAAUCACGAUAUUUUGCAAAUUCUACUGAACACCGUUUAAAAAUGAGAAUCGCUCUGGGAUUUGCCAAGACCAUUAUGAAAUGUGAAUGUAUCAGCGAUAGUUUGCUAGAUCAGUUGUGGUCAAUUCUUUUGGACGAAAAUAAUCAGCUAAAUAUAAGUUAUUUCUAUGAAUACAUUGUGGGAACCCGGGAAAUUCGCAAGGAUGUAUUUCUUAAAAAAUUAACAGAGGCACACAGCUUAACAUCAAGCCAACAGGUGUCCAUUUUAUCAUCACUAUUUACAUUUUGCAUGUGGCGAACGACGGACUUAAGCUAUGAUGACAAGAACACAAUCAUUAUGAAUUUGAUGGCCUUAACUAUGGGUGCCAAUUUUCAUACACGACUGUUUGCCCAAUUGAUAUUAACGAAACUUUUAAAUGAAAAAGGAUUCCACGAGUUAACGUAUGGGUCUCAACUCUUGCAAUCAAUAGAGGUAGCAACGCGAGGAAAAUUAGAAGAGCACUGCAAUGACUUACGCCUUUACUUGUAUAAAUUCGAAGAUCCCUCUAAGAUGUGGGAUAUCGUUUUAUAUGUAACUAAUUCUCCAUAUGAUGAAAUUGUUCGAACUUUUGACUAUUAUCGUUGGCAAGAUGAUUUCGAUGUAACGCUUUUAAGCUGUAAGAACGCAUUUUCAAAAAAGGUCGUUCGAAACAUGGACGAGAAUUUAGAGAACGAAAUAACCAGCAGUAAUCAAGUUCAACGAAAAAUGAAUCCUUCCAAUGACAUUUUAGAACACAGUAAUCUAUUGGUGUAUCCCCCGAAACAAAAUCAUUGCCAGAUGUAUGUUAUUGCAAGUCUCAUUGACAAAUUGCCAAAUUUAGGCGGAAUUGCACGUACCUGUGAAGUUUUGGGUAUUCAUAAUCUUAUUAUGGACUCGAAGAAAGAUAUUGAAAAGAGUGAUUUUAAAAAUCUAAGUAUGACAGCAGAAAAAUCUCUUAACAUCGUUGAAGUCAAAGCAAAUGAUUUAAGGGAGUUUAUCAUUGAAAAGCAGAAGGAAGGCUUUGCUGUUGUAGGUGCCGAACAAACGUCGAAUAGCGAAAAUUUUGUGAAAUUCCAAUUUCCUGAGAAGUGUAUUUUACUAUUGGGACAUGAAAAAGAUGGAAUACCGCCUACAUUGUUGGGACUUUUAGAUCAUGCUGUGGAAAUACCACAAUUCGGACAAGUACGUUCAUUGAACGUACACGUAACCGGUGCUCUAUUCAUGUGGGAAUAUUGCAAACAACAUAUUGUACAAAUUGCGUAACCU